ACCACCCCGAACCGCAUUCUUCGUUCACACAAUAACACAAACACUUGGUCUUCAAGUAAGAAUGGCGAUCACGAGGCCUCACCACGUCAUCAUCCUCUCCGUAUUACUCUUCUCUUCGAUCUCAGCCUUCGCUGCUCUAGUCGGAGGCUGGACGCCAAUCAAGGACCUCCAGAACAACCACCAUGUGGCUGAGAUUGCAGAUUACGCAGUCUCGGAGUACGACAGGCGUUCCGGUGCGAAACUGAAGCUGGUGAAGGUUGUUAGGGGAGAGAGUCAGGUUGUUGCUGGAACAAAUUACCGUCUUGUCCUCAAGGCAACUGACGGAUCCAAGACUCAAGACUAUCAGGCUGUGGUGUGGGAGAAGCCAUGGGAACAUUUCAAGAAUCUCACUUCCUUCACUCUUCUUCAUUAAUCAUAUAGUCAUCUUUGUUGGUAUUUUAAUUAAUAAAAACUCUUAUGAGCUUCGUGUUA
Arachis duranensis is the source of this 471-nucleotide messenger RNA. RefSeq names its product cysteine proteinase inhibitor 1. Gene Ontology annotation, molecular function: cysteine-type endopeptidase inhibitor activity. The record is from RefSeq and is a predicted model, not a curated record. Bases 62 to 412 code for a protein of 116 amino acids. NCBI's taxonomy places the organism in Eukaryota, Viridiplantae, Streptophyta, Magnoliopsida, Fabales, Fabaceae. The transcript has a single exon.